Messenger RNA from Solanum lycopersicum (tomato), 1779 nucleotides. Its product is annotated as putative F-box protein At1g32420. The record is from RefSeq and is a predicted model, not a curated record. Lineage: Eukaryota; Viridiplantae; Streptophyta; Magnoliopsida; Solanales; Solanaceae. Gene Ontology annotation, molecular function: protein binding.
CUAAUAUAGAUAAAAAAAAGUUGUUGAAAUUCUUACAAAGACUUCACUUUGGUUUGCAAGGAGGUGCAAUGAAAAUCUCCAAGAGAAAGAAGAGAAAAGAAGAUGAUGAGCAACCUAUGAUGAAUUGUAACAUACCCAAUGAAAUGGUAAUUGAGAUAUUAGGAAGAGUAGCUUGUCAAGAUUUGGUACAAAAUUUGAAGUUGGUAUGUAAGAAAUGGUAUUCCAUUAUCUACAAUGGAAGUUUUGCCUACUCACACUUUGAACACAAUAAUAAUAAUAAUAAGAAGAAGAAAUCCUCAUCAUUCUCUCAACUUAAGGCUCUUGUUAUUUCCACAAGUAAUGGAAAAUCCGUCACUGUUUCUUCCUUGGAAUGGCAUGAUAAUUUCUUAGAGAAACCAUUCGAAAACUUGACGAUGAAUGAUUGUAAAGACUUAUUCACUGUGGAAUAUACAUCAGAAUCACGUAUUGAGCAAAUGUCCUUUCAUAAGGCAAACUGUGUGAAUGGUUUUGUGUGUUUUUGGAGUACGCGUCAUGCUCGUUUUCACAUUUGUAAUUCAAUGACUAUGGAAUAUGUGACAACUCCACCAAAUCCAUAUUGGUCUUCAAUUAGAGGAAAUCACAUUACAGCUGGGCUUGGAUUUUGCCCAAUUACAUAUCAGUACAAAUUGGUCGUUUUUCAAAGUCACUAUGAUUUUGAUGCUCCUAAAUCAUCAGAAUUGGUGAAAGGUUCAAUUUCAACUAUUAACGGGAAGGACCAAUCAUGGAGGCCUUUAAAAUGGAUUGACGAUUCACUUGAACCAGGUCCUAGGUCACCGGCAUGUGUUAAUGGAGCGUUAUAUUGGACUACAAACACUACUUGUGCUGAUUACAGUCGAGGUAUUUAUGAUACAACAAUACUUGUUGCUUUCGACAUUGCUAAGGAAGAAUCUUAUGUGAUUGAAGUACCAAUAGAAAGUGAAGCACACCAUGUAAGUAUAGAGGAAAAAGGAGGAAAGAUAUGUUUGAUAACAAAUGAGCUGUGUCACGAUUCGAGAUGUAUAUUGUUCAAGGGAUACAUUGCUCAUAAUAUGAAUGAUCUGGAAAACUUAAAUUCAUGGAAACUAGAGUUUAAUGUGACAAUUUAUGACAUAUAUGGCGAAUUUGGUGACCAACACAUGAGCUUUACCAACGAGAUUUUGAUGGUUGAUACAUAUGAGAGCAUGUCUUUUUUCGAUGUUGCAACUGGAAAGAUAUUGGAUGAAUUUCAAACCUCCAAUAGCACCCGUUCAAUUUUAAUCCCUUAUGUGCCUAGUUUGAUAUCUCUUCACCAUCGCCCAGUAAGAGAAAAAAAAUACUUAGACGCUGUGUGCGGGUUGUAACUAUUUAUUUUCAAGUAUUUAUUUUUGUUAGCACGUCUUUUAUCAAAUUCUCCCUCCUACUGAUUCAACUACACUUAUUUAUUUUGGUUUGACUACACUGAAGCGAAAAUUAAAGACAUUCUUAUAUCGUGCUUUACUAGCAAGUAAAGAAUGCAUAACUCUCGCUACAAUGACUCUCAUCCUCCCAGGUGGACGAAAUGCACACGUACUCGCACUUCAAAAUCCCUGUGAUGAAAAAAUUUAGUUGUAACAACAAAGAAUGAUUUUAUAUAUGAAAUCAAUGAUAUGCUUAUUGCAAAGUUUCCAGAGAAAGCAACUUUGCCAUUGACGAGCAUAACAAUCAAACUCAGAUCUAUUACACACUUUGAAUUAUAAAUUAACUUUGAAAGAAAAUCAUCCCAUCAUAUUUCUAUGAAAAAUU